Ictalurus punctatus (channel catfish) is the source of this 3953-nucleotide messenger RNA. It is a transcript of the gene gjd1a, whose product is annotated as gap junction protein delta 1a. Gene Ontology annotation, biological process: cell communication. NCBI's taxonomy places the organism in Eukaryota, Metazoa, Chordata, Actinopteri, Siluriformes, Ictaluridae. Gene Ontology annotation, cellular component: connexin complex. The transcript is spliced from 2 exons. The record is from RefSeq and is a predicted model, not a curated record. Bases 730 to 1626 code for a protein of 298 amino acids.
ACACACACACACACAUACAUACAUACAUACAUACAUUUACACAGGCACUCACAAAGGAUAGGAGGAGAGGAAGAAGUGAAGAAAAAGGCAUGAGAUGAGAAGGAGAAGAGGAGAGAGCUCGGAGAACACUGCUUCCACGUCCACGUUGUAGUGGCCGUAGCGACUUCCAUCACAGCUGUGCGUGCGUGUGUUGGUGUGUGUGUGUGUGUGUGUGUGUGUGUGUGUGUGUGUGUGAUAUGGAAUCCAGAGCGCUGCAUCCUCUCAGCUCAGUGCUGCUAAUGAAGACCGGGACGCUGCAGUGACCAUGUGUGUAUGUGAGAGAGAGAGAGAGCAUGGGAGUGUGUGUGCGCAUAUGGAGCUCUGAUAGGUGCAGUGCUGCUGCUGUGUGUGUGUAAGAGGAGUGUGAAGACGGACACAAUGCGAGGACAGGAGGAACUGAGAUAGAGUAGAAAUCAAGGUGUGUGUGAGUGUGUGUGUGUGUAUGUGUGUGUAAGAGGGUGCGUGAGCGAGAGUGAGAGGUGGUCCAACUCCAGCAUCAUCAGCAUUCCUGCUGCAGAAGCAACGCUAAGUCAUCUGCACACACUCGUACACUGGCACCAGGGGUGGACGAGGGGGUCGUUGCUAACGGAGACGGUCCUGGGUCAGAGGCGGUGACCCCAGCGAACGGCCGUCGGCACGGAGACUCGUGGCAGCAGGGGCGUGAGCGAGAGUGACGGGCGGAAAGCCACCAUGGGCGAGUGGACGAUAUUGGAGAGGCUGCUGGAGGCUGCGGUGCAGCAGCACUCCACCAUGAUCGGGAGGAUCCUGCUGACAGUGGUGGUGAUCUUCCGCAUCCUGAUCGUGGGUAUAGUGGGUGAAAAGGUGUACGAGGACGAGCAAAUCAUGUUCAUAUGUAACACGCUGCAGCCUGGCUGCAACCAGGCCUGCUACGACAAGGCCUUCCCCAUCUCACACAUACGCUACUGGGUUUUCCAGAUCAUCCUGGUGUGCACCCCGAGCUUGUGCUUCAUCACCUACUCUGUGCACCAGUCGGCCAAGCAUAAGGACCGGCAGUACACCAUCCUGCAUGGUCCAUACAUCGACCACGGGCACGGAACCAACCGCAAACUGCGCAGCCUCAACGGCAUCCUUGUACACGACUCCAAGGACGACGAUAUUCCAGAGCUCAAGGACAUUCCGAACAUCCCUUCGUGGCCCACUCGGCCGUCAAAGAGUGCCAAGGCACGGCAACAGGAGGGCAUUUCGCGCUUCUACGUCAUCCAAGUGGUGUUCCGUAACGCACUGGAGAUCGGCUUCCUGGCCGGCCAGUACUUUCUUUACGGAUUCAACGUCCCGGCGAUGUUCGAGUGCGACCGCUACCCGUGUGUCAAGGAGGUGGAGUGUUACGUGUCACGGCCCACCGAGAAAACCGUCUUCCUGGUGUUCAUGUUUGCCGUGAGUGGCGUUUGCGUCGUGCUCAACUUGGCCGAGCUCAACCACCUGGGCUGGAGGAAGAUCAAAGCGGCAGUGCGCGGCGCUCAGCAGCGCAGGAAGUCCGUGUGCGAGCUCAGGAAGAAGGAUGCCUCGCACCUGUCCUCGCUUCCCAACCUGGGGCGCACGCAGAGCAGCGAGUCGGCGUAUGUCUGACGGAGAGUAGGGGAGGGGCUUAGGAGGGCAUGGGCAUGGAUGACCAGACGGAAGCAGAAGGCGCGUCCUACGAUUAUGACUGGAUAGCAUGAGACAACUUGGUGUCGUUCGCAGGGUCAGACAACGGGGAGAGAGAGAGAGAGAGAGAGAGAAAGAGAUGGACGAGAAAGAUGAUACGUGGACCUAAAUGCUGUAGAGACAAACAUUCUCUGCGAGUGAAAAGACUCUUAAUUUAAAAACAUAGACGCAUGCAAGGACUCACACUCGCAUACCUGUCUCCCCAAGACCUGUGGAUGUCUUCCAAACACGUCAAACAAGAAAAACAGCUUUUGAGAGGCUAUGGAGAUAGAGAUAGAGAGAGACAGAGUUGUUCGAAAGUGAGCUCACUGAUUGGCUCUCAUUGUUGAUCCCUCAUUUUUUUUAAAAAUCGUACAAAAAAAAUUUCAUGCGAAAUACGAUAAGAACAAAGCAAAGAGUUGAAGCUUGGUCUGUCUCUCUCUUUCUCUUUUUUGUAUAAAGCGACAAUGUUUUUCGUGCGUGGAGAUGAAUUAUAAAAGAAUAGAACAUGCAACGACGACGACGAUGAGGAAGUUGAUGAAAAGAAGCCCCUCCCCCCCUUACAGCAGCCGGGCAAUAAGAGGACCACCCCCUUAGUCAUCUACUUAAACGUAACCAUAAAUAAAAAACAUAACCAAACACUCGAUAGUCACUUCUCUUAGAGCCCUCGAGCUGCUGCCUAGAAACAACUCUGUACAUAUUUUGGCAUUAAGGUUUCUUGCGUAAUUUUAAAGAUAAUUUAGCGCAGCUUUGUAACGCAACUUUUUGUCCUGUAUGUUCCGAGUCAAGCACAGUUUCUGCUCUCAUACAUCUCGUCGGAAGGCCAAAGAUAAAGAAAAAACAUCGCACUUGUGUUAAAAAAAAAGCUCUGUUGCAGGCCACACGGAUGCGCAUGGUUAAAGAUGUAGCUGUAGCGGAAGCUAGCAUGGAUUCUACGUGGUUUAUUCCACGACCAGGUGAAAUUGCCGGAAUUCACAUAUUCCUAAUUGUAAUUCAACGCGAGGUACGACGUAUAUUCAUUCUAUCUGUGCUUUGCCGACGUUUCUGCCAUUUUGUUAUAACGUGGGCGGGGCUAAUUUCGGGUAAAACUCAUCAAAACUAUGCAUUCACGCUCGAGUCGUCUCUGCAGGUCUGAGCGAUUCCGCAAGAUGACUUGCUAGUGUGUUUACGAGUGUGAGUGAGUUGGUACGUCGCGUUUCGCGGCUCGAGUGGUGUAGCAGUCUGAGAGUCUGUCAAUCAAGCGUGAUGAUUAGAAUAUUAGACCACGCCCCCUGGGACAACUCUCACUCAAGAUCAGUGAGUUUGGCUGCUGUUUGAGCUGUUUCCUUGUUCUUUUUCUGAAACGCUUGCAUUUUAAGCGGCAUACAGUUUGUUACCUUGAUGACAAUAAUAGCAACGACUUUAUCGUGAGUAGAUCUCGAGGCAAAAAAAAAACAACACAAAAAAAACAACGCAUGACCCCUUUCGACUUCCAUAGUGUGUGUGAACGGAGAAAUCGCCAAACUGUCCUUCACUCAAUAUACAGGACCGCAACUGGGCUAAUGGAUUGCAAGCUUUAAUGUUUAAAAAAAAGGAAAGAAAGGAAUAAUAUAUCUAUAUAAUUGAUGCUAUUUAUUUAUUCGUUUUUUUUGUUGUUGUUCUUAACUAAACAAACUUGUAUAUUAAAGAUAAAAGAGUUGUUGUUUUUUUACAGACUUUGCGUAGCCUUCUGCAGAAAACAAAAAAUACCAAGGCAUGUUAACGACGCAUUAUUAGAAUGGCUAGACUGUGUCCUGGGCUGUUUUUCUUUCUUUUCUGUUUAAAACAAAGGGAUUUUAUUUUCCUUUUUGCACCCUGUUCAUGUACUCCGAAGCAUGCUGAGUGGAAAACUAUAGCACCAAUGCAGAUAUGGGAUUGUGGGACCUGUGUUGAAUAUGGCUCUGGUAUUGCAGCAAUAAUACAUAUUAUAUUACGAAUAAGAAACUAUAAGAAAAAAAAUAAAUAAAAAUAAAUAUAUAAUGAAUAUAUGUGAAAACAAAUAAAAGAAAUAAAUUCCCUCCAUUUUGAUGAUGCAUGCAUGUGUGCGUAUGUGUGUAUGGUGUCAAGACAUCACGCCUACACCGAGUUUAUCAUCGAAUACCAUUAUUUAUAGGUUAGUUUGUAAGUGCACAAAGUAUUUGCCCCCUCUGCAACACCCAUCGAUGGAAACGACCGUCACAAGACCACUAUUCAGCAGUCCUGCUUUCCGGCUCUCGAUGUCAAAACGCGGGGAAAGAUAAUCAUAUGCAGAC